Melanaphis sacchari is the source of this 1707-nucleotide messenger RNA. RefSeq lists its product as uncharacterized. NCBI's taxonomy places the organism in Eukaryota, Metazoa, Arthropoda, Insecta, Hemiptera, Aphididae. The record is from RefSeq and is a predicted model, not a curated record. The transcript has 3 exons. The coding region runs from base 26 to 889 and encodes 287 amino acids.
UCGGUCAUCGUGUUAAUAUAAUAACAUGUCGCAGCUCAAAAUAUCCUUUGCAUUAUUAACAAUGACGUUAAUCAUCUGCAAAAGUUCACAAUCAUCAAUGUUUGACCAGUGUGAUACUCGUCACACAAACCUAACCCAAGAAUGUGUGGGAAAAUUGAUAUUAAACACUCUGGUUAAAGUCAGUGAAGAUCCAGAGAAUUUCAUCAGAUUAAAUCAAUUGAAUGACGACAGUGGAACGACUAUGCGAUUUAUCAAGCUGAAAUUCGAUAACGAUACAAUAAACAUAGAUCAACGCUACGAAAUUGACGAAAGUAGAUCGUGGAAUACAGGAAACUUUUGGGAUCAAUUGAUUUACGCAUUCAAAAAAUUGACCAAUUACAGUAACGAUCACGGAAUUUUGUUGUCCCUCCCACAAUGGUCAAAAAGAUUUCCACCUAUCACGGUCGUUGACGAGAAUGACGUUCUACAAGUAGUCAAUGAAAGUCGAAGCAAGCAUCCGCAUAAGAAGUACGCUCUGCUGUUUCCACUGCUAGCCACGUUCAAGUUCCUGGUGAUCAAAGCGCUGCUAGUGCCCAUUCUGAUGGCUGUUAUGAUCAUCAAGAAGAUGCUGGUGCUCGGCGUCAUGGCUCUACCCACCCUGUUGACAAUGUUGCGGUUCUGCCGGAACCCCAACUUUGGGGGCUUUGGGUUCGGCGCCGGUAACUUGGUAGCUACGGGCGCUGUCGGCCCGGUGGGCCAGGCAGCCGCGUUUGCGCCGCUCACCGCCGACAUAUCAGGCGACUACUCGUCGUACGUGCAACAAUCGGCCGCCGCGUCCCAGCAAAACAAUGCCUACAAGGACUACUCUAAGAAUUUAAUGGACGCCGUGAAGACUUACCAACGGCGGUGAAGUCCUCGACGCGUAGUCCUAUACAAUCGGAUCACGGUUGACAUUGUCGUCAUUGCGUAUCGUUUAUAAUACGAGCACUGUACCCCCCCCUACCCAGCCACAACCACAACAGCGACAUUUAUAAUAUCCGACUACCCAUUACUCGCAUUAUGUUAUAAAUACCUCAUAUUGUUACAGUAGACAGUAGACACUAACGACACCGUUCAACACGCAUAUGACAAAACGCAUUAUCCAACUGACAUUUUGUGUCCUGGAAACGCAUUCUAAAACAUACAUUAUAUUUUUCUUCCAAAAUAACCACCAACUUCCAAGUAAUUUCCUAAGCUAAUGACGAUUUAUUUUUCGUAUUUCCACUCAUUUUCAAAAAUCAUGCGACAGUUAAACGUUAGUAUAUAUACCACUUUGAGCUAAUUAAGAUUCAAAAACUCACUCUUUGACUCAAUGGUGGCCGAUGGGGUAUUCUCAAAAUAACCCUAUUUCUUAUUUAUCUCAGUUUUGAUAUUGUUUCAUUAUCAUACGUUAUAACUUAUAAGUUAUAACCACAGGUAAAUGUUGUAAAUUUCUGAGUAUUAUACUUUGACUUCAUUUCAUUUUUUUUUCUAAGUAUAGUUUACAUUAAAAAAAACAAGUAGUUAUACGUCCUAAUAAAACUACUAUGGCUUGAUUUACCUACUUAAAUGAGUAAAAUAACUACGCAAUAGCCAUAGGUAUCUAACUUGAUAAACGAUUAGUAAUGAUAUCAGUUUAGAGCACAAUAUCGAAUUAUCAGAUUCUUUUUUUCCAAAUUUAUAUAUGCUUUCAAACACAUCAAAGUUAGU